CUGUUUUUUCACGUGUUUUUUCCUGCAGAGAAGACUUGUUUCCAAAAUGAGUAACAUUUACAUUCAAGAACCCGCGACUUCGGGAAAGGUGAUUUUGAAUACGACUGUUGGACCGAUUGAAAUCGAGUUGUGGGCCAGGGAGUCGAAAAGAGCUGCGAAAAACUUUAUGCAGUUGUGCAUGGAGGGAUACUAUGACAACACUAUUUUCCACAGGAUUGAAAAGGGGUUUAUUGCACAGGGAGGUGAUCCAACUGGUUCAGGAACUGGUGGAGAGUCCAUUUAUUCCAGAGAAGGCAAACCUUGGAGGGAUGAGUUUCAUUCUAGAUUGAGGUUCAUGAGGAGAGGCCUGGUUGCUUGUGCUGAUCAGGGGUCUCAGUUUUUCUUCACCUUAGGAGAAGCCAUGGAGCUGCAGAAUAAGCACACCAUUUUUGGCAAGGUUGGUGGAGACACUAUCUUCAACAUGAUCCGCUUGGAGCAAUGCGAAGUGGAUCACGAGAACCGUCCGGAAUUCCCGCAAAAGAUCCUUAGCGUGAAAAUCGUCGAGAACCCGUUUCCGGAACUCGACGAAGAAGAAUUCGCGGCGAAACGUCGCGAAGCUCAAGAAGCUGCUAAACCCAAGAAAACCAAGCCCGAGAAAAAGGGUUCCAAGAACUUUAAGCUCUUGUCAUUCGGCGACGAGGCUGAGGCUGACGAAGCUGAAAAUAUUGCACAGGCCUCGAAGGUCAAGUCCAAGUCAUUCCAUGAUCUCGGGAACGAUCCGAAAAUGAUCAGUUCCACUGCGACGCAUGAAGACGAAGAAGAAGCUGUUGAUGUGAAGCCAGAAAUAAAGACGGAGUAUGAUGCGGAAGAGGAAGACGUGAAGAAGCCUUCUGUUGAAGCCAGUGCCGAUUUGGCGAAAUCCAGAUCCAAGAAGAAUAAGGUCAAAGAAGAACCGCUUGAUCCCAGUGAUGAGUAUCAGGCUGCGAAAGCUGUGAAGAAGACAAUCCUGCCCAGAGCGAGACAGACCAAAGGUUCUGCAAGGGAAGCAGACACAUUGAAGUUGCUGGCAAAAUUCGCAGCUAAGCUCAAGUCUCAGGAAGACGAAGGUGAAGCUGCUGAAGAAGAAGAAAAAACAGACGAAGACCCUUCAUCCGAAUCCUGGCUGAACCACAGACUAAAGUUUGACAUGGAAACCCCAAUUUUGGCAAAGGACGCCAACACGAAAGGCGACGACUGGUACGAAGUUUUCGAUCCCAGGAAUCCCAUCAACAAACGCAGAAGGAACGAAGAUUCCUCAGAAAAUCGAAGCAGCAAAUCGAAAAAUUCGAAGCAUCGUUGA
Molecule: messenger RNA, 1318 nt
Organism: Notodromas monacha
Lineage: Eukaryota; Metazoa; Arthropoda; Ostracoda; Podocopida; Cyprididae
Source: the annotation of a GenBank genome assembly